Athalia rosae (coleseed sawfly) is the source of this 1868-nucleotide messenger RNA. RefSeq names its product ADP,ATP carrier protein 2. Lineage: Eukaryota; Metazoa; Arthropoda; Insecta; Hymenoptera; Athaliidae. The coding region runs from base 94 to 996 and encodes 300 amino acids. Gene Ontology annotation, cellular component: mitochondrial inner membrane. Gene Ontology annotation, biological process: mitochondrial ATP transmembrane transport; mitochondrial ADP transmembrane transport. Gene Ontology annotation, molecular function: ATP:ADP antiporter activity. The record is from RefSeq and is a predicted model, not a curated record. The transcript has 3 exons.
UGCCUCGCUCACUCGUCGUCCGGCGCGCGUCCGUUAUAGGAGUCAGUCUCUCCUCUUCCUCUGGUCAACCCGUUUCACACCCAACACACAAUCAUGUCUGGUCUCGCGGACCCCGUGGCUUUUGCCAAGGAUUUUAUCGCUGGUGGUGUCGCCGCCGCUAUCUCGAAGACCGCGGUUGCUCCCAUCGAGCGUGUCAAGCUUCUGCUUCAGGUCCAGCACAUCUCCAAGCAAAUCGCUGCCGACCAACGUUACAAGGGUAUGAUCGAUUGCUUCGUCCGCAUCCCACGUGAACAAGGAUUCCUCAGUUUCUGGCGUGGUAACUUCGCCAACGUGAUCCGUUACUUCCCAACCCAAGCCCUGAACUUCGCCUUCAAGGACAAGUACAAGCAGGUGUUCCUCGGCGGUGUCGACAAGCACACCCAAUUCUGGCGUUACUUCGCCGGUAACCUCGCAUCCGGUGGUGCAGCUGGAGCGACCUCCCUCUGUUUUGUCUACCCCCUAGAUUUUGCCAGAACUAGGUUGGCCGCUGAUGUCGGCAAAGCUGGAGGCAGUCGGGAGUUCACCGGACUUGGAAACUGUCUGACCAAGAUCUUCAAGGCUGACGGUCUCGGCGGUCUUUACCGUGGUUUCGGGGUAUCCGUUCAGGGUAUCAUAAUCUACCGUGCGGCGUACUUCGGUUUCUACGACACCGCCCGUGGCAUGCUCCCCGACCCCAAGAAGACUCCAUUCCUCGUAUCGUGGGGUAUCGCGCAGUGCGUAACCACCGUUGCCGGUAUCGUCUCCUACCCCUUCGACACCGUACGUAGGCGUAUGAUGAUGCAGUCCGGACGUGCCAAGGCUGAGAUCCUCUACAAGAGCACCGCCCACUGCUGGUCCACCAUCUACAAGACCGAAGGUGGCAACGCCUUCUUCAAGGGAGCAUUCUCCAACGUUCUCCGUGGUACCGGUGGUGCCCUAGUACUCGUACUCUACGACGAGAUCAAAAAUCUACUGUAAAUCAGCAAGGCUACGUCAAACCCAAUAUCACCUUGUCCUCUCCACCAUCCAGUAUAUUAACGCAACUACCCACACAGCAUCCAUCGUCACACUGCCUGGCCUGCUACAGGUGGCGGCCGGAUAGAAAUCGCAUAGUCGACAAUUUCACAAAUAACCUUUGCCAAACGGAUAAAGAAAGAGUAACGAGGUUAGCCGACCACCGUCGCAGGUAUAUAUAUUAUUUUUUUUCACUCCGAUUACACGGGUGUCACAGGGAAAAUGCGAGAAUUUUGGCGAACGUACGUUCUAGAGAUAGAAUAUAAGUUGCUUGAUUCCUUGCCGAGUUCGGCAUUCUUUGGUGGCGAGUUAUCUUGCUUUGAAUAGGUAUUUGUGAAAUUGGUGAAAAUCGAAUAAUAUAGGUAAUAAACUUAGAGGUAAUUAUUGUAAAACAAGAGGCAUAGGUAUGUUGUAUGAGGAAUCAGAGGGAAAAGUGAAAGAAUAAGGAUUCGGAUUCGAACCCUCUAAAUACACGAUAGGCAAGAUUGGAUGACGGUCAGGGAACUAGCUUAGGCGCGAAAACAUUCGAUCAAGAUACGAGAGGGACGCGCGUCCAAAGGUUUACGAUGUCGGCGACGGCGGGGCGCGUAGACCAGGGCCGCCCCCCGCCCUUAUCCUCGGCCCAUUGUAGAUAAUUAUUAAAUAAUGGUAAUUGAAUAAAACAGGAUUGAUCAUACGAUGAUAUCAGUAAUAAUCUGCCAUUGGAAAAAAAAAAAUAAUUUAAUUUCACGCGACAGACGACUCCAUGUAAGAUAAACGUUAACUUUAUAUGUAUGCAUCUACUCUGUUCAUGUUGGGAUGUAUGCAGCAACUCAAUAAAACUCAAAUGAAACAGA